AAAGGUGUCUAACUUCAUAAUUUUUGGUCUCACUUCCAAUAUGGCGUCUUCGGCAGCGAGAUUGAAUAUUUUCAACAUCAUACAGCGAAGGAGGAAGGCACCUAAACCACGAGUUUUUCGAGAUCGGUCGAACCCUUUGGAGGACAUGGAUGAGGAGGAGGUUUUUUCUCGCUUUCGCUUUCGACCAGCGACCAUUCUAUUCCUUGUCGGCUUGUUAUUCAAUGACCUCAACCAUCCAACAGAGAGGAAUGUGGCGUUACCCCCCUUAUUACAGGUUCUUGCAGCUCUGAGGUUCCUUGCCACGGGUUCGUUUUACAUCCUUGUGGGAGAAUCCUUGGGCAUUGCCAAGUCAACGACUGGACGCGCUGUUCGGUAUGUGUGUCGCUUGUUGGCGGACAUGACCGGUACAUACAUUAGUUUCCCUGCAGAUACCUCAACUUUCAAGAAAAGAUUCUUCGAUAUAGCAGGAUUUCCAAAUGUUGUUGGUUGUGUUGAUGGAACGCAGAUUAAAAUCAAGGCACCCAGUGAGAAUGAAGGAGACUUCGUCAACAGAAAAGGUUUCCAUUCUCUAAAUGUUCAGAUGAUAUGUGGACCAAAGUUCCUAAUAACCAAUGUUGUAGCCAAAUGGCCAGGGUCUGUUCAUGACUCUAGAAUCUUUAGAGAGUCUGCUAUUUGCAGAGAGUUUGAGAAUGGACAUAUUCAAGGUCUUCUUUUGGGAGAUUCAGGAUAUGCCUUGAAGACCUAUCUGAUGACCCCAUACCUAAACCCUGCAGCAGAUUUCAUGCAGCGAUACAACAAUGCACAUUGCAGAACUCGUGUUCUGAUUGAACAGACAUUCGGCAUUUUAAAACGUCGAUUUUCAUGCUUACACACUGAACUGCGAUUAACACCAGAGAGGGCAUGUGUGGCAGUUGUUGCCUGUUGUGUCUUGCACAACAUUGGAAUUAUACGGGGGGACAUCAUUCAGACCCCUUUGAUAGAAGAGGAAGAGGAUUGGGUGGAUCCUGGUGCCAUGGGUGGAGAUGGCAAGACAGUGCGAGAUCACAUUGCCCAGAAUUAUUUUUAGUUUGUCUUUUUCGGCCUCAAGGACUUCAAGAUGGAGGGUGUCUGUUGUUCUUCUCCUUUUCCCCAUCCCUGUUGCAGCCACUGCAGUCACUGGUGUUGAAGAGACAGACUUUGAUGGCCCUGGUUCCAUCUGCAGAACUGGUCCUGGUUCUUUCUCAAGAACUGGCUGCUCCACUUAAAUGAAACAAAAUGUUUAUUUCAUUCAUGUUAAUAAAUUACAUUCAUUCAGACAUUAACUGACUAUUUUAGAGCUUAUUUUACAUUAAAUUUUUAGAGAUACUAAA
Molecule: messenger RNA, 1349 nt
Organism: Saccostrea cuccullata (small rock oyster)
Lineage: Eukaryota; Metazoa; Mollusca; Bivalvia; Ostreida; Ostreidae
Product: putative nuclease HARBI1
Exons: 5
Coding region: 41-1066 (341 amino acids)
Source: RefSeq, a predicted model, not a curated record